AGAGUGAAAGGAGCGCGCGUCAAAGUUAAUACCGUAGUGGCCGUGUUUAAACGCGCCCGUGUUUAGGCGGCGUUCACCGGGGAUCCACAGGUGACACGCGCUCCGCCGCUAUGAGACACGCGCGCGCUCCGUGACGCGCUGAUUGUGACAGUUUGCAGCACGUCGGCAGUGGUGAUCGUUGAGUUGUAAUCAUGGCUAAAACCUGCUACACACUACAGCGCUUUCUAAGACAGGCCCAAUUGCUGCUUCUUUUUCUGGGUGUGGCUUACAUCAUGGCCGGAAGUUUGCUGCUGCUCCAGCGUUCCAACGUGGCCUUGUUUCAAAAAGGAACUUAUCCGCCCUCAUCAAUACCCUCCGUACCAUUGCCCCCUAGAUCUCUGGAGGCACCAAGUGUUAGCUGGCACCACAGGAGACCCGGAUCCACGUUAAUUCAGGAUGUGGAGAAUAAUCCAGAUUUGUCAGGGAGUAGAGCAGAUCAAGAAAGCUUUGUGUCUCGGAACCUAAAGAUCAGGCACCUGAGACGACACUGGAUUCAGCGCCAGAGAACAGACCAAGAGAAUUUGGCAGAACACAAUCCAUUAAACAGGAACACCAGACAUAAAGGAACCUACAUUGGGUGCUUUAUGAAUGACGACAAACAACAUGCGCUUGGAGGAACUGUGCUUUAUGACUUCAGAAAAAUGACCAGCUCUUUGUGCCAAGACACCUGCUCUGAGAGUGGCUACCGUUUUGCUGGGCUGGAAUAUGGCACAGAGUGUCACUGUGGUAACCGGAUCAGCGCCCCUCAGGCACGGAGUGAGGACUGCAACCUGAACUGCAGGACUGAAAGGAACGCACUGUGUGGAGGCGUGGCCAGACUGUCAAUCUACAAAAUAGAUCAGGGGCUUCCUGGCCAAAAGAGAUACAGAAAUGUCUAUUAUCACGGCUGCUUUCACACACCAAAGAACAUCAGUGAUGGUUUGCUGCUCUAUGCCGGCCAGCAGGACAUGACCUCACAGCUGUGUGUGGAGACAUGCACUGAUCAGGAGCUGCCCUUGGCUGUACUGAGGGGGCAGGACUGUCUAUGUGGACACACCUCCACAUUUCUCCUAAUGCAGCAGAAUGUAGACGGCCAGCCGUGUGGACAGAGCAAAGCUACAAGCCACACCUCAGCUACGGACUACCUACAGGUGUACAGCACACCUGUGCUAGCGUCUCGGUGUAGGGAGAGGAUGUUUCGGCCUGAGAGCUCAUCCUCCCUCACUGCAUUAUCCAGUUUUCCUGGAGCAGGUAACACUUGGCUGCGACACCUCAUCGAGCUUGCUACAGGUUACUACACGGGCAGCUACUACUUUGAUGGCUCAUUAUACAACAAAGGCUUUAAAGGAGAGAAGGAUUAUUGGCGAAGUGGGAGAACUAUCUGCGUAAAGACGCACGAGAGCGGGCAGAAAGAGAUCAAGAAGUUUGACGCGGCCAUCCUGUUAAUUCGGAACCCGUACCACUGCCUGGUGGCAGAGUUUAAUCGCAAAAAUGCUGGGCACCUGGGCUACGCAGCAGACACACACUGGAAAAGUAACGAGUGGCCCGAGUUUGUGGAGACGUACUCCGCAUGGUGGAUCUCUCACGCUCUGGCCUGGCUACAGUUCUCCAGGCGUUUGCUGGUGGUGCACUACGAGCAUCUCCUUAUGGAUCUCGUCCACCAACUUCGGCUAAUGACGGCCUUCCUAAACGUCACCGUUCCGGACGAACGGCUCUUGUGUGCUGAGAGAAACCGAGAUGGCCACUUCAAGCGCACAGGAUCUCGAUGUCUGACCUUCGACCCCUUCACUAAGGACAUGAGGACUCGUAUAAAUGGCUAUAUGUUGGAGGUGGACCGUGCUCUCAGAGACAGAAAUCUGAGUGGCCUCCCACAGGAAUACAUGCCUAGAUGAUGAAACGCUAAUACGUGCACAAGAACGGUGGAUUUCUCUCUGCAGGACAGGAACAGUGGAAUACAUAGAAAAACAAAAGUGCCUGGGAACUCAAAUCUGACCAACAUAUACUGUGGCCUUCUGGUGGUUUAUGCUA
Molecule: messenger RNA, 2046 nt
Organism: Tachysurus vachellii
Lineage: Eukaryota; Metazoa; Chordata; Actinopteri; Siluriformes; Bagridae
Gene: wscd1b
Product: WSC domain containing 1b
Exons: 9
Coding region: 192-1910 (572 amino acids)
Molecular function (GO): sulfotransferase activity
Source: RefSeq, a predicted model, not a curated record